CUCAUUCUUUACAGCACAAGUGAAACAUUCUCUUUCUAAAGGUUCCACACUCAAAAAACUCUUAAACCCUCCGCCAAAAAAGUAUAAAACCCUCUUCAAAUCUUCUCGAAAAAGUAAAACCCAGAAUUCAAAAUACACUCUUUCUCAUUCGCUCACUGCUAAACUCGUCUGAGGCUUCGGUUCUUGGAAGCUUUGUUAAUGGAAAAUGCGGCCAAGGGUUGAAGCUACUAGCUUGCAUUCAGUCUGUUCACAGAAUCAAAAUGGAGAUGAAUUAGCUGGUAAGUUUGUACAUUAAAUGUUAAUUUUCAAUCAAGAUUUUGUUGAGGGUAUGGCUGGGUAUAAAAAACAACCUAGAAGUGAUCGAAAUUCAAUCAAGUACAGGUUAAACCCAGUUGAGGGGGCAUCAUUUGAGCUUUCUGACUUUGUCCGGGAACAGUAUGCCCCCGGUCCCUCUGAUGAUGAUAAGCAACUCAAUAGAAUAUCGGAAUCAAAGUCCCAAAAGAUACUGACCACCACAGAGUUAAUCUCAACUAUUGGUCACAUAUGGGAUCAUGCUAACCGUCUUGCUGUUUACCAACCUAAGGCUAAUUUGACUGAUGAUCAAACUGGCUGUAAGAAGGAGAUCUCAAGGAAUCUGGACAAGGAGGAAAAUGGCUGGGCACCUCUUUCACCUGACAGUAAAUACUUUUGUGUUCAUGUAAAGAGUGCUGGUCGAUUUUUCCCUGUGGUGCGGCCAGACCUAGAAUUUCUCAAAGUAACCCAAAAGAUGUCGGUGUUUGAAUCUUGGAGCUUUCUGCGGGGUGGUAUGAACUUGGCUAAUGGAAUUUGUGGUGGUAGGGGGCUUACAAGUUUAGGGAUACCAUAUGAAUUGGGAAGUAUAUAUCGAUGGAGGAAUGAAACAGUUCCUGCUGGACAUCCACAUGCUGAUGACAGCACUCAGAUUGAGAACAGGACAGCUGGUGAACACUGCAUUCCUGGAAACACUACUGGCUGUGCACGGGGUGUCAUUUCAGGGGAUACAAAUAGUCCUGCAUGUAUGCAGGCCACUGAAUAUGCAAAUAGUUGUUCAGAUUUGAACAAAUCCAAGGACCCAUCUUCUUGUGUUAAUUCAAAUUUGGUGAUGGAUAGAGGGACAACCAGAUCACUGCUUUCAGAUUAUUUCCUCAAGGAUGUUGAUGAUAUAAAGGUGGAUGGUAGAACUUUAAGGGCACACUGUUCGAGUCUUUAUGCUGAUUAUUGUAUUAACUCUUUAGCUUUAUGUAAUGAUCCAUGUGGAAAAUGCCAUUUGACAGAGGAUGAUGUAUUGCUUGAAAAAAAGAGCAACCAACCUGAAAGGGUUGUUAGGGAGAAUGAAAAUAGAAUAGAGUUUCCCUCUCAUAAACUAGAGAAACCUCAUUUUGCCCUUGCUAAGCAAGAGCAUGCUUUUGCAGGGGCAAUGGCUGGUAUAUUUGUUAGCCUUUGUCUACAUCCCGUUGAUACAAUUAAGACAGUCAUCCAAACUUGCCGAGCAGAGCAGAAGUCUAUCUGUUACAUUGGAAGAUCAAUUGUUUCUGAAAGAGGUCUAACUGGACUUUAUCGGGGAAUUGCCAGCAAUAUUGCGUCCUCAGCUCCAAUAUCUGCCGUCUAUACUUUCACUUAUGAAUCAGUGAAAGGAGCUCUACUUCCUCAUUUCCCUAAGGAGUUUCACUCUUUAGCCCAUUGCAUCGCAGGUGGUUGUGCCAGUGUUGCCACCUCUUUUAUUUUUACUCCUAGUGAGCACAUAAAGCAGCAGAUGCAAGUUGGUUCUCACUACCACAACUGCUGGAAUGCAUUGAUUGGAGUGAUUAAGAAGGGUGGUUUGCCUUCGUUAUAUGCUGGAUGGGGAGCUGUACUUUGCCGGAAUGUUCCACACUCAAUCAUCAAGUUCUACACAUAUGAAAGCUUGAAGCAAAUGAUGUCACCAUCAUUACACUUUAGCGCUCAACCCAGCACAAUACAAACGCUAGUUUGUGGAGGACUAGCUGGAUCUACUGCUGCUUUGUUCACAACUCCCUUUGAUGUGGUGAAAACAAGAUUGCAGACUCAGAUUCCUGGAUCUAUCAGCCAAUACAAUAGUGUGUAUCAUGCCCUCCAAGAAAUAGGCAAGCGUGAAGGUUUGAAAGGUCUCUAUAGGGGGCUGAUUCCUAGAUUGGUUAUGUACAUGUCUCAAGGAGCAAUCUUCUUUGGGUCCUACGAAUUUUUCAAACACUUAUUUUCUUUAGACGUGCCACAACUGAAUGCCCCAAGAAUCCUACAUGAACAUACUAAACAAGACAAAGCAGUAUCAUCAGUUCCGACUCCAUCAUCAGCGUCAACUGCAGUAUUAUCACCAUCAUAACCAAUACUGCAUAGUGUGCAUUCAUGAUAGUCUGAGCACGUAUACAGGAAUAAUGGCAAUGACAUCAAAACAUGAGAAAAACCCAAAAUUUCUGCUCACUGGCGAGGUUCUCUGUGAGCCAUCGACUGGAAAUUAAAACAGAUACCGUCCAGAAUUUUGAGG
Pistacia vera is the source of this 2518-nucleotide messenger RNA. Its product is annotated as mitochondrial substrate carrier family protein B. Gene Ontology annotation, molecular function: S-adenosyl-L-methionine transmembrane transporter activity. The transcript has 9 exons. NCBI's taxonomy places the organism in Eukaryota, Viridiplantae, Streptophyta, Magnoliopsida, Sapindales, Anacardiaceae. The coding region runs from base 296 to 2356 and encodes 686 amino acids. Gene Ontology annotation, cellular component: mitochondrial inner membrane. The record is from RefSeq and is a predicted model, not a curated record.